GGGCCAGCGGGCAGCGAGCCCCGGGCUCGCCUCUCCGACAAAGUCUUCUGCUACAACCCCCUCACCGACACCUGGAGCCAGGUGCGGCCGCUGGCUCAGCCUCGCUCGCAGCUCAAGCUGUUGGCCCUGGACGGUUACCUCUAUGCUGUGGGGGGUGAGUGCCUCUUCACCGUGGAGAGGUACGACCCACGGGCUGACCGCUGGAGCCCUGUGGCACCCCUGCCCAAGGGUGCCUUCGCUGUGGCUCACGAGGCCACCACCUGCAAUGGGGAGAUCUAUGUGUCGGGAGGCUCCCUCUUCUAGAGUUUCAUCUACCGCUUUGACGUGAGCAGUGGCCGCAGUGGGGAGCAGGGCCCAGGCGGCGGGACUGGUGGUGGUGUCGAAGUUUUCCGGUACAACACAGUGGCCAAGCGCUGGAGCCAGUGUGCCAGCCUGCGGCCCAGCGGUGGCCCCAUCCAACCCUUCCGCUGUGCUCCCUUGGGCAACACCAUCUACUGCGUCAACCGGACCGGCACCCUCCGCUUCAGCCUAGCCCAGGAUGGUGAGGUGGAAGCGGAUGGCGGGCUCAAGGGCACCUUCGAUGGGGAGCUUCUUAAAGCUCCCUUGGAUGCCAAGGGUGUCCUCCUACCCUUUGUGCUCACCCUGCCCGAGAGGCUGGACAAAGCAGGGGACCAGGAGGGCUCCCUCCCGCUGUGAGGUGACCAGCCUGGCUCUGGCCUCCCAAGCGGGGAGCUGGGUUGAAGCUGUGGGGGACCCACAAACUCCCCCCUGCAAAGGGGACCCUCUCUGGUGUGUCUACAGAAAGAAGGGGCUCCCCCUUUCCUCUUCUCUGCUCCCAAGAAGUUGAGCUGGAGCCUUGGUUGUAACUCGGUUGUAAUUCUUCUUGUGUUUGCUGUGCUUUGUGUGAAAAGCACAUGAAAGGAAAAAGCUGCUAUAGAGGAUAUUCUCUGGAUUAUGUUUGUGCCAAUUCCUAAUCUGAGAAAAACUUUUUUACACCUGGAUUUCUAAAAAAUUCCUGACAACAGUGUCAUAAUGGGACAGUACUGUUAAGUGUUGGUCACGUGUUUACACGUAGUUGCAAUCUGGGCCUUUUCUGCUAUUUGUUUUCUUUCUCUUUGGGAUGAUACCAAGGGAUAAACACUGCUGGCAAUGUAGCUUAGCUACAUUUGGGUUUAUGUUAAACCAACUAUUUCCUGUGUUAGAAAAGUAUAGGAAGAACAUCUCCAUCACAGCCUUUCAUUUCUGGUGCAAUAGAUAGUUUAAGGAAGACAUGGCACUGUGUGGUCCCAGGAAUUUCAACCACCCUGAAUGAUUUAAGAGAUACCAGACUUAAAGUUUUAAGCAACACAAAUGUGUGCCACAUGUUUGUAUUUGGAAUACAAAAAAAAAAAAAAAAAAAGGCAAGUUACCUUUUUAAAAUGUGGCAUGUUAUAGCAGAUAUGAAAUGUUAUGUUCUUUAUUGGAAAAAGGCAAUGGUUUCUGUAUAAAAAGACAUCGUUUUAUUACCUUUUUUAUCACAGAUUUUAAAUUAUAACAAAAAUGAACUGAAGCUGUUCAGACUGCAACCGAUUGACAUGACCAUGUAUGCCACUAGAGUUGGGGGAAAUAUUUUGUACUUCAGCUGCUCUUUAAUUAACUGCAGAUAAAGGAAAAGUAACCUAAACCAAAUGUAAAUUCUUUGAAACUGACUGCAGACAGCUUAAAUGUUUCACUGUAUGUUAAGUAUCCUGUGGAAGGGGCUUUUCUAACUUAGUGCAAGACCAUCAAAGGAAGACAUGAAAAAUAGGAAUGCGCUACACAUGUUGACUAUAUUAUGCACUAGCAUGAUGUUAUUUCCCUAUCUUUUGAUUGAGAGACUGCUUUAUUUAUUUCGAUCUAAUGAUUGCUGUAAUCAAUAAGUUCUUGUUAAUUGCAGCACGUGCUGUUAGCGUGUGCUGUCUUUGGGAUUCUGAACCGCCUGAGAGCACUGUUUGUGGAGCAGCAUACUAACAAGAUGAAACCAUACAAAGCCUGUGGAAAGUCGGAGCAUACUUUUUGUCAUGUUACUCAGAACUGGGAAAGUGUAAGCGGUCUACACAGACAGACUGCAUUGAAAAGGGAACAUGCAUUUAUUUUAUACAUUUUAUAUAAAAAAUCAAUAGGCAAGGCAAAUGUUUUAGCUUUACAGUAAAUCACUGAGAAACCUUUUCUGAAAAACAGAACCAGUGUUUUUGCUAUUGGUAAUCCAGCCUGGAACUGGCAUGGACUGUGGAAGGGAAUUGUUUAUACUCAAAGCUCUAGUAUAGAUUCAUAUUUUAGAAAGACAUAGAGACCUUACAUCAAAGAAAGCAGAUCUUUUUAUGUUUUAUUAAGAUGUUUCUGUUAAACAGGACGUUAGCAUUCUUAUAUGUUAUUGCUAGUUCCAAAGGAAGGCAGCAGGCUCUGUCCUAAGAGACACCAUCUUCACAAAAGAGAAUACUGAAGUUUAUAGUUACUUCUUUCCUUCACUUUCAUGUUGCGGUGUUUGGUUUUGGUUUUUUUUUUCCUUUUCUGCAUCUGUCUUGCACAGGGUUUUAAUGCAGCUGAUCUGAUUAGCCAUCCUGUAGAAAACAGUGGUCCAGUCCUAAAAGUUCUUAGCCAAGUGAGCCUAUUCCUUAGUGAGCUGAUUAAAGCAUCACCCAGGUAGGAGCUGUAUGCCUGCAGAGUGUGAUGCUUGUCUUAGCCUCAGUACAGGUUGGUGCAGUGGAAUUUAAUGCCACAGAUGGUGUAUUCAUUAGUGAUUCACAAAGAAAGUGGUUUUUUUUUCACUGAAUGAUGGACUUAAUUCUCAGACAAGAAUCCUUGGGAAUGUUGACUCUAAAUUACAGCAUUGUAGCUUGAGCAGGAAAGAAAAAUGAUGUAUUUGCCUUCGGCAUCAUUUUUAUGUUAACUGUAGAAAGUAUUUCAAGCUGUGUAGUGAAACACUUAGGUGCAUACUUAAACUAAAGGCAGAAGCGCUAGGCCAGCUUUUGAACUAGUAGAGUCACCAGAAACACAAUGAAAUGUCUGUUUUAUCUUACAAUACCAUAAAAUUUCAUAGUUCAAAAUAUUAUGUAGUAUAGUUCUUACACUACAGCAUAGUGAGGAAUUGAGCCAACUUUUGCAUUCCUAUUAAUUAAGCAUUUUCAUUCUUGCUAAUGCAUGAAAAUGCUGCUAAAUGUGUUUUGAGAAGUCUCCAUGAUUUAAGCUGUGAAAAUAUGCCACAGACUUUCAGGAAGGAAUGAAACUUAUCCUUUCUUCCAAUAUUUGUUGUUUUACACCAUGAAGAAAUAUAUUUGGACAUAAUCUUUACAGUAAUAAGUAUUCCACGAACCUGCAGCGGUUUGUAUUUUUGCUAGCUCCUGUUCUUAGAAAAGGCUGAAUCAAGUGCUUACGCGCUUUCACUGUUUACACAGUGCGAGGGCAGAGUCUGGUCUUCAUUAGUAGUUGUCUGUCAAACCUGUUUCCUUUGCACACUCUUUGCAUAAUCGCAGCCUGAUGAUUGACAACACAGGCAUGUUUCUAGCCAGAUUUCCUACUCUGGGGCCUCUGUUUCCUCCCUGGUAAGCCCGAGGCAGGUUUGCCGAAAGCUGUUUUUUCCCCCAGUUGUAUCUUCAGCAUAUCCAAAAAAACCCCCAUCAAACUCAGAUACUAAAACCAGAAUUUAGGUAGACUUCAGGCAUUGAAGACCAAAAUUGUCACCCCAGAACUCUGCAUUUGAACUGAAACUGAGCAACCUCUGGCACUUUGACGUGUGGAGGGUGCUGAGCAGUUCCUCUCCACCGAUUCAGAACUGCUCACCUCUGAGCAGUUACACACCUACCUAGCUACCGCCUCAACUCCUUUGAAACUAGGUGAUGUGAUACCCAGAAGCCACUGGUGUAAUAUGGUUUUAUGGUACAAACUGAAGGGCAAGGCCACCCUCAAAUUGUGUUUGAAUAUGUUUUGCUUUUAAAACAGAGCUAUUUUAUCUCAUAGCCUGAGGGCUACGGUAUUUGCAUGGGAACAUGGAGAUAUGCGUUCGCUUUCUUAGCCUGCAGAGGAUUCAGUCCACAUCUCCCACUGCCUGAUUGGCAAUGGAUUGAAGGACCUUUUGGAGCUAAUCACUGAUCUCUAAAUAUUUAUGCAUUUUGUAUUAUACAUUAAUGGACUAAAAAUCUCAGAAAUGAUCCGUGUAGGUAAAUUCUGAGGUGACUCCUCACUGAGUGAUCUGAGACUAGCUGGAGAGACAUAGUCCUCUCUGCUGCCUUUCUUCUCCAUGGGUCUCACAGUCCCCUUCUUCCACAUUUAAUAGGGUGUGCAGGAGAUAAAUUAUUCUGCUUCCUCCUCCAGGGAGUACCUGUUUUCAAGGUCAUCUGCUUAGAGGACGUAGGCUUGAAUUCCCUUAAGCUGGGUAAGGGCUUAACUCGGGCCUCCCAUGUCGUGUGUGUGUUCUCAAAUCUAGAUGGCUAUUUAAAAGAGGAGUAUCGGGACCACCUCCUACAGCUGUUUUUCAGGGAUGAACCUCAUGCACAUCCUCCAAAAGCACACAUAGGCUCCUGCACCUCAAGUUCUGGGUAGAUUCCAUGCUCCAGCUCCUGGAUGGGUAAUUCAGGACACGUUUAGUGCAUGUUGGUGCAAUUGGGCAAGUUUUCUUCCGUGGAAAGCUUUUCCAGACAGGCUCUGUAUUUUGGGCUGCCAGUCUGAGGUGAGGGACUGACUCCAUGCGCUGUACUGGGAGGCCAAGCAGGAAAUUUGGAUUCUUCUCAGGGGUGACGCCUUGGUAAAGAGGCGUUGCAGUGCCUAACGUGGAAAUGCCUAAAGCCUUCACUGCAUCUAAAACUAAAUCCCUGCUUCAAUAAAGAAACAAGCCUUCUUAGCAAUGCUAAUACCAGAUGGAGCUUUACUAUUUCCAUCUAUUAACCGGUUCUGUAAAAAGAAAUCUUAAUUGCAGCAAAGGUAUUUGUACAAAUUCUGUUUACACUUGGAAACAAAGUCAAAGGAAUAAUUGGCAAAAAAAAUAACCCUAUUUGAUCAAAACAGGCCCUGUUAAGCAACAUGGGAAGGUUGCUAAUCAUACCCUAUUAAUGAAUAAAAUUGUGCAGUAGCUGAUGUAAAUUCUGUCCACAAAAAAAUUCUUUGUAAAUAAGUACCUGGUGAAAUUUAAAGUGAUAAAAGAAUAAAUUAUUCACAUGAAAGCUGUAACUCUCCUGUGCUGUUUGAUUGGCUCUCAGAGUGUCGUAUCCUGAUUAUCACUAUUCACAAGUGGCCUGCUGCUUUUCCCGCUUUACGGUACCCGUUCCAUUGACUGCUCCAUAGCUGUGUUACCCUUUCAUUAUCGCUGAGCUUAACGGUGGUACUGGGGUGAUUUGCUUUGUCUCUGGACUGACACGUCGUGCUUUCUGCUUGAAUGAACCCAGAAUAUUUAGACAGAACUGUAUCUUUGGGCUUUUUUUUUUUUUCCUCAGUGGCGUUCUCCUGGGAAACUUAAGAAAGCACAAGUAGGGGACAUGGUGGUACCAUUGAGCAGUUGUAGUAACAAGCAUUUAAUGAAUUUCUGUUUUUGUCUGCCGUUAUUCUGCGCACCAGACUCGCACUGGAUUUAACAGAACAUCUCUGUGCGCGCUAUUACCAGUGUGAGCCCGAGUACUACUGUAGCAAACUAUGUUUUCAUUUGAGUAUAUUUACUGCCUCAACUCCUACUCUGAGAUAAUUUAGUGCAAGUUUAUAAUAGUUCCUCACAUUUAGUAGAUUCCUGGAAUUAUUCUGACUUUACAUGACUGCUACUAAAAGCAGCGACUGCCACUCAAGCUCAGUAAAAUCGUGCAGUAAUCACACAACUUCAUUUGCUUUGGCCUCCUGAAUGCUGAGAGCUGCUGGCAUAAGCCCAUCGGCAUUGGGAAUCAGCAGGCUAUUUUGGAAGCUCUCGAACUUUCAUCAGUUAC
Messenger RNA from Egretta garzetta (little egret), 5921 nucleotides. RefSeq names its product kelch repeat and BTB domain containing 11 (gene KBTBD11). The transcript has a single exon. NCBI's taxonomy places the organism in Eukaryota, Metazoa, Chordata, Aves, Pelecaniformes, Ardeidae. Gene Ontology annotation, molecular function: protein binding. The annotation marks the transcript as partial. The record is from RefSeq and is a predicted model, not a curated record.